AUGGCUCCCGGAAAGCGCCCCAACUUCCUCGUCAUCGUCGCCGACGACCUGGGCUUCAGCGACGUAGCCCCCUUCGGCGGCGAGAUCAACACGCCCCACCUCGACAAGCUCGCCGCCACCGGCCUGCGCUUCACAGACUUCCACGCCGCGGCGGCAUGCUCCCCGUCCCGCGCCAUGAUCCUCACGGGCACCGACCACCACAUCGCCGGGCUGGGCAACCUCAUCGAGUGGACAAACAUCAGCGGGCAGAACGACCCGAACGGCGGCAUGUCCACCGCCCCGCAGCGCGGGAUGCCGGGCUACGAGGGCUACCUCAACGAGCGGGUCGCCGCGCUGCCCGAGAUCCUGCGCGACGAGGGCUACCUCACCCUCAUGGCGGGCAAGUGGCACCUGGGCCUCACCCCGGAGCGGUCCCCGCGGGCGAGGGGGUUCGAGAGGUCCCUCGCGCACCUGCCCGCCUGCAGCAACCACUACGGGUACGAGCCGCAGCUGCAGGGCCAGGACAAGAUCCCCGAGUUCAUGACCAUGUCCUUUAUCGCGCUGCACAGCGAGGACGGGGAGUACGUGAAGGAGCUACCCGAGGGCUGGUAUUCCAGCGAUGGGUACGGGGAUAGGAUGCUGUCGUACCUCAAGGAGUGGAAGCAGGAGAGCGAGGGCAAGGCCGGGGAGGAGAGGAGGCCCUUCUUUGGCUACCUCCCCUUCACCGCGCCGCAUUGGCCCCUGCAGGCGCCACAAGAGUACAUAAAAAAGUACAGGGGCGUCUACGACGGCGGCCCAGACGCGCUGAGGCAGAGGCGCCUGCAGCGCCUCAAAGAGCUGGGCAUGGUGGACCAGAACGUGGAGCCGCACCCCGUCGUCGCGGACGAGGUCAAGGAGUGGGCCGAGAUGGGCGACGAGGAGAGGGCCAACAGCUGCCGCGCAAUGGAGGUGUUCGCGGGCAUGGUCGAGUGCAUAGACGCCAACGUCGGCAAGGUCGUCGACUACCUCGAGUCCGUGGGCGAGCUGGACGACACGUUCGUGUGCUUCCUGUCCGACAACGGCGCCGAGGGCGCGGCGUACGAGGCGUACCCCAUCGUGCAGGGGAGCAUGAUACAGCACCUCAAGAAGUACUACAACAACCACAUCGACAACCUCGGCAACGGCGAUUCCUUCAUCUGGUAUGGCCCCCGUUGGGCUCAGGCCGCAACGGCUCCUUCGAGGUUAUACAAAGCCUACACGACCGAGGGAGGCGUGCGCGUGCCCUUCAUGAUGAAGGUGCCGAAGCAGUGGGAGGGGAGCCUUGAGAAGGGUGGCGUCACGCACCAGUUUAGCACGGUAAUGGACCUUGCGCCAACAAUUUUGGACAUGGCUGGCGUCAAGCACCCGGCACCUCUUUACCAGGGCAGGGAGGUCGUUAGUAUGCGAGGUAAGAGUAUGAUGCCGUACCUGAAAGAAGAAGCUGGGAGGAUACACGAGAAGGAUUUCGUGAACGGGUGGGAGACAUGCGGACGGGCAGCUGUGCGGAAGGGGGACUGGAAGAUCGUGUUCAUUCCGAAGCCCAAAGGCCCGGAGAAGUGGCAGCUAUACAAUCUGGUGAGGGACCCCGGCGAGAUCCACGAUCUGGCGGACCAAGAGCCGCAGAGGCUGAAGGAGCUUAUCAAGCUGUGGGAUCAGUACGUGCUGGAGACGGGCGUGGUCCCGCUGUCAAAGGACCUGGGAAACUGGAUGGCGGCGAUGGAGGAGCAGAUGCCUGAGAAUGCGUGGAUUGAGUAUGAGUAUUGGAAGGACGGCGCGAGGGAUGACCCAGCCAAGUUUACCAAGAACAUUCCCAGAUUUGUGCGCCAGGUCAAGGCCUUAUAG
This is a messenger RNA of Diaporthe citri, 1839 nucleotides long. RefSeq lists its product as uncharacterized. Gene Ontology annotation, molecular function: arylsulfatase activity. The transcript has a single exon. NCBI's taxonomy places the organism in Eukaryota, Fungi, Ascomycota, Sordariomycetes, Diaporthales, Diaporthaceae. Bases 1 to 1839 code for a protein of 612 amino acids. The record is from RefSeq and is a predicted model, not a curated record.